GUCAAAACUCAAAAGUGCUGUUUUCAUCUUACGACUUUUCGAAUCGGAGGCGAGAAAUGUUAUAAAAAUCUGUUUAUGAAUUCCAUUAUUUUAAGGUUCUAUUUAUUUAUAUUAAAAUGUAAGACUUACACCUAUAGACCGAGAUAAGUAUUAAAGUCGUACUAGUCAUAUUAUGCAUAUAAAUCAUGUUUGGAUACAGCAAAGAAGCAGUAAGAGUUAAAGUCAAGAAAUGCGAAGGUAAACUUCAACCGGAACUUCGCAAGUUUUCUGUUGACCCACAAAUUACUUCAUUAGAAGUAUUGCAAAGUAUUUUGAUCAAGGCUUUUGAUAUCAAAUCGGAUUUCACUCUAUCUUAUAGAACCGUUGAUGACUAUGGACAGGAGGUUUAUUUACCGCUAUUGUCUGAUUGGGACUUGGAUGCUGCUUUUCUCAAAUCUCAUAAUAUAGCACUAAACCAAAAAGUAGAACCAUGUGUUCAGUUAAAAGUGGAUAUGAAGCCUUUUGCAGAGGCAUCAGAGGACUGGGAACCACCUACUUUAACAGAAACCCCAACUGUAAACCAAACCACCAGAGAACAACCGGUUGUCCAUCAACCAACUACAUCAGAAAAAGUAGAAUCACAAACUGGCUUUCAAGGAUUGAUCAUGAACCAGGUUGAAAAAACAUUUAACAUGGUAACUCGAGCACUAAAUUUGUAUGAAGAUCCAAACACUCCUCCUCGACCACCACUAAGCGAUAUUGAGUUCCGUGCUUUCCUUGAUGCUGUUGGACAAAUAAAUAAUACAACAAAGCUAAGAGAAGUUAUUUACUGUGGAGGAAUUGAACCAAGUUUACGGAAAGUUGUAUGGAAACAUAUUUUGAAUGUAUACCCUGAUGGUAUGACUGGUAAAGAAAGAAUGGAUUAUAUUAAAAAGAAAGCCAACGAAUAUUAUGUGUUAAGAGCAAAGUGGAAGGACUGCAUACAGAAAGGAAAGGUCAAUGCAGAUUUGGCCUAUGUUACAAGUAUGGUACGCAAAGAUGUGCUCCGAACUGACAGGCAUCAUAAUUUCUAUGCUGGAAGUGAUGAUAACCAGAACAUAGCCUCACUUUUUAACAUUCUUACAACGUAUGCCAUAUACCAUCCAACAGUGAGCUACUGUCAAGGUAUGUCAGACUUAGCCUCUCCGCUGCUCGUGACGAUGGGUGACGAGGCCCACGCCUACAUCUGUCUCUGCGCACUGAUGACGCGCCUCCACCCCAACUUUCUUCUAGACGGUGAAGCUAUGACACAGAAAUUUACGCAUUUAACCGAAUCCCUUCAGGUCUACGAUCCCGAUUUUUAUAAUUACCUCAAAUCCCAGCAGGCGGACGAUCUCCUAUUCUGUUAUAGAUGGUUGCUCCUGGAGAUGAAAAGAGAAUUCGCUUUCGACGACGCUCUCCGAAUGCUCGAAGUACUUUGGGCUUCCUUGCCCCAGAAAGCGCCUACUGUCGAGCUCAUGCUAAAGGAGAAGGAAUUCGACCCCGACAUCGGCGUCAGCAUCGACCCGCCUCCCCUGAGCCCCCUGAUCAAAGCGCCCCGGGAAAACGCCUACACCAAAGUGUGCGCGAUAAGGAGGCAGAGCUCGAGUUUCAGUAUAGCUAACAUGAAAGCGCCCAAGCUCGUCACGAUCAAGCAGACCAACCACAGCUUAGACGAGAACACAGUCAGAAAAACGCUCAACAACGCGUCCCUUAAAAAUGCGAAGGAAUUUCAGAGCUUAGAUGAUGCUAUGUUGAGACAUCACAGGAGCAUCAAAGACGAUAAAUUAGAAAACCAUAAGGACAAAGAUGUUAAAGCGAAGAGAAAUAUGACGAGUGUACCCGAAGAUAGAAAAGUUGUCGAAAGUGAGGAGCCGGCUUCUACCGGUUGGUCGAGCACCGGCAACCUAACAAACGGGACGGCGCACGCGGACAACAAGGACGUGCCGCUCGGUAGUCAGAUAAGACUUCUGAGAGACAAAAUACAAGUUCACAAUAGUAGGUUCUUCUCCUCCUUAGAUAAAUUGGACUCGUCCGGUGGUGAUGGAAACGCACCAAAAGUUAAAAUGAUAAAAAACCUCAAUGAAUUUUUGAAUUUCGCGACCGGUAGCGGUAGCAAAUCGAAUAUCAAACACGAUAAAUUGCAAAGAACUUACUCGGCGAUAGAACACAACCGCACCGACGAGUGUCCCAAAAUAACAGUCAACAAAACGUCAUACGACGAGAACGACAUCGUAGAACCGAAAUACAAAACACCGCUACUGAAAAAUAUUAUAAACAAAACUAGUCUAGAAAUCAACGACGGCAGCAGUCCCGACGACUCGCAGGAGUACUAUCCGAUGACGACCUCCAUGACCAGGGAGCUGAGACUCGAAUUAGAACAUUUGGACCGACAAGUGUUUGGAAAUUCUUACGUGAACAGAUGCAGCGUGACGUGCGAUUCCCCCUCAGACUCCACCAGCACCGAGGAGAGACCUCCGGACUGUGAUCGUACCGCCAAACGGGACACACCGGCCGACGCCUUGGAGCUUGAGACGGAGGUGAAAGUAGUGGGACUGGUAAAAAAGUCCCCGCUACUCGAGACCAUAAGAUCGAACGCUAGAAGUGCCGAGGACAUUUACCUCUGGGAAAAUCCCUUGCAUCGUAACACCCCCACGACUCGAACCACCGCCAGCUGUCCUCAGACGCCGGACGAACAGGCGGAAUUGGAUUUUGACAUCGACACCGGCGAAAUAUUCGAGGAGCAUUCGGGAAAGAAAUCGAUAACUCCGAUAAGGCUGCUGAGAAAAAAUUUCUCGUUGGAUACGACCCACGUAUCUAAAGGUAACCACCAAUCGGAAACGCAGUCCAGUGAUUCCGACUCCUCGGAAAAGGGGCCGGCGGGAGUCGAGAGCGAUCGCAAAAGUAAUCACAAAGACGAAAGCGGUUCCAAGUCACACAAGUUUUUCUCCAACAUGUCUCAGGAACUAGAAAAUGCGAAAAGAAACUGUGAAUCCUUACUCAAUGUAAAGCAACCGAAUCUCCAUAGUGUGGCUUCCACGAUAAACAAUUUUCAGAAGAAAUAUGAGGCACUCAAACCCCCUUCCCACAAAAUUGCGAGUGUGUCCGUGAGUAGCGACAAUUCGACUAGGAGUAAUAUCGGCACUCUUCCUGCACCGACGGUCUUUGGGGGCGGCAAUCCGUUCCUGAUGUACUUAUGUUUGACAGUAUUGUUGCAGCACCGAGAUUAUAUCAUGCGCAAUCGCAUGGACUACAACGAGUUAGCUAUGCACUUCGAUAAGAUGGUCAGGAAGCACAACGUUAACAGGGUCCUCAAUCAGGCGCGGCAAAUGUACGCUCUCUACUUGAAACAACAAGCUAAUAAGACUGGAGAUGUUAGUACUUAGGUCUACAUUAGAAAUUAAUUAGGAACUAAAGUACAGUAUUUUUGCUCAUACCACUUUAUUUUAUGAAUAAUAGAAGUAUUGCAAUGUUUAUA
Molecule: messenger RNA, 3475 nt
Organism: Aricia agestis (brown argus)
Lineage: Eukaryota; Metazoa; Arthropoda; Insecta; Lepidoptera; Lycaenidae
Product: TBC1 domain family member 25
Exons: 7
Coding region: 186-3383 (1065 amino acids)
Biological process (GO): regulation of autophagosome maturation; activation of GTPase activity
Cellular component (GO): autophagosome
Molecular function (GO): GTPase activator activity
Source: RefSeq, a predicted model, not a curated record